Mesocestoides corti is the source of this 1494-nucleotide messenger RNA. The record is from the annotation of a GenBank genome assembly. Lineage: Eukaryota; Metazoa; Platyhelminthes; Cestoda; Cyclophyllidea; Mesocestoididae.
AUGAGUGAUGAUUCGCAAUCUGACGCGGAGUCUACUGAAAAUUUCGAUACUGUUGAUAGUAUAGCAGACGGUUUUGAUCGGUUGGUUUACACGCCAAGUACACAAAGUCCAUAUCUUGGUGAAGAUGCUAUUACAGUCGAUACACAUAAUCACCAAGAGGCCGGGUCUGUGGUGUCACUUCGCGCGUUUUACAGACCUGGCAUUGUUCUGGUCCCUGGUUAUUCACUUCCACUCUUACUAGAGGGCUCCACAGAAGCUGAUAUUUUGAGGACGUUUAGCGGUCCUGUUGUUGUUCUACCCGGUUGCUUCUCGGAUCGCAUUCUUCUAACAGACUUUAUUGGUCAUGUUGCAACGAUCGCUGACUUGAUAACCAUCCGCGUUAGUGGCAACAACCUUAGUCCCGUUCUACUUGGCAGACAACGUCUACGAAUUAUAGAAGUCAGUGCUUCUACUAUGUUCUUUAUUCCAUAUCAAUGCCUUUGUCCCGUCACUAUGGAGCAGGCGAGGCUAGGUUGGCAGGAUUUUCACGCACUUAUUUCUUUCAGAAAUCAACUUACUUGUAAAGGCGUGGUCCUACCAGAAGUCUCCUUGGAUCAACCCUCCUCCGGUCCCCUGGGCCUGUUCUUCAUGCCUCCUUCCUGGUCUCGCUUCGCCUCGGAGCCAGACUUCUCGUCACCGGUGUCAAAUUUCGUUGAAGAUAAUCAGAGGUCAAACCCACGAGUAAUGCCCCAUCCAUUACCAGGAGAGCCUUUUGCUAUUUUUGAUACUUCGCGUAGUUCUUGGCGCCCCCCCGAGGCUGCUGACGGUGAUGAAGAUGAUGAAACAGCGGUGCCGCAAAGCCGUUGCCGUCUUCUAUGUCGGCGGGAUGUUAUCGCGUCAGUGGCCGACUCUCUAACCCCCUUACGAGCGUGGGUUUACCGUCAGUAUGACCUGGCAUUUCUCGUCGCCGAAAUUCGUGCUGAGCUGUCGCGCUGGACCAACACAUGGCGAAUGGAACAAUGGAACCCUUCACUGGCCGUUCCCUUCUCCUAUUGGCUAUUGCAAAAUCUUCCCUUGUCUUGUACCCUCAAAGCAGAAAUGUUGAAAAUUGACCACGUCGUUCAGCGUCUACGGGCUGCGCUACACGUCAUUCGAGCGUGCUCCGUUCUUGCCUGCUCCUUCUGCAACGCAAAUAUCACCUCCCAGAAGGACGUGAUUUGUUUGGCUCAGGAGGGCUCGAUGCAGGCCUACGUGAACCCCCAAGGCUUCAUCUUUGACAUGCUCACUUUGAGCACUGUUCAAACUGGCGCCAUUGAUUUGAUUGGCGAGCCAUCUGACCAGUAUUCAUGGUUCCCUGGCUACGCGUGGACAAUCGCCCAGUGCGCCGGUUGUCAGAGCCACAUGGGCUGGCAGUUCACCGCCACGAACGCCGAUCUCCGACCGCGAAUGUUCUGGGGCAUCAAACGCCAAGCCCUUGUCCACUCAACCGACGAGGACAUGAAGGUCAUGCUCUGA